ACCUGAAACUCAAAAUUUGAUUAACACAUCCAUCUCACGAUACUAGGAAGAAGCGUUAUUUGCAUGUCAAUACAAUUUCCAUUAUGUUGUGAGUAAACCAAAAGCAGCAAAAGUAUGUUUUGGAUCUGGCUGUCAACGUGAUGUUAUGGGAAAGCCAAUAUCAAGACAUGGAAUACAAUUCACAACUGAAAAAUUUGUUAAUAUAGGCCCAGCAUCUUAUGAAGUGAAAAUUGAUCUUCUAUUACACAAGCCUAUGAGUAUAUAUGGAGUUGGCCCAGGAGCCAGAAAAGCACCUAGGUUCAAGAUAAAGUAUCCAGUGGUCCCAUCACCUCAGAAGUACCACCUAAAAAGCUGCAUUGCACCAUCAACUCCAGCUCAAGCUCCAUUUAACUCUGAUGUACAGCGUAUGAAAAUGCAAGUAAAUCUCAAUCCUGGUCCAGGCACAUAUAAUCCACAAAAUAAAAAAAGUCAAAUGGCUUUUCUUCAUAGUUUUGGGGGAAAGAAGAGAAUCCUUCCUCAUGUGGAUGUAAGAUGUGUGUACACCAAAGAUGAGUGUUCAUUCUGCCACAGACAUCCUUGUGGAGAUUAUUGGCAUUUUAAGUACUCAGAAUUCAUGUGUCAACAAUGUAUGCAAAAAGUCAAAAAGGGAAUAGCUCAUCUCAUUCCCUUAGGGAAAGUGGACCAAUUCAGAAGAGUUCGAGAUUGUUCUUUCUUCCACAAGCAUCAAGGGUCAGAAGCUGCAGUCAGACUAAUGUCUGCAAAUAAAAUAAAACAGCUUGAAGUAAAAGAAGCCUACUUGAGUCAAUUUUUUAAAUAAAGGACAGUUAAAAUUUAGUUUCUUCCAGUGCUACUGUAUCUUUGUAAUUACAAAGGGUUAGCCAAAUCAUUAC
Molecule: messenger RNA, 890 nt
Organism: Schistocerca cancellata (South American locust)
Lineage: Eukaryota; Metazoa; Arthropoda; Insecta; Orthoptera; Acrididae
Exons: 5
Coding region: 146-817 (223 amino acids)
Biological process (GO): regulation of cell projection organization
Cellular component (GO): ciliary basal body
Molecular function (GO): cytoskeletal protein binding
Source: RefSeq, a predicted model, not a curated record